This is a messenger RNA of Triticum dicoccoides, 1404 nucleotides long. RefSeq names its product L10-interacting MYB domain-containing protein-like. The record is from RefSeq and is a predicted model, not a curated record. The coding region runs from base 358 to 954 and encodes 198 amino acids. Lineage: Eukaryota; Viridiplantae; Streptophyta; Magnoliopsida; Poales; Poaceae. The transcript is spliced from 3 exons.
CCCGGCCUGUCCCGUGACUCCUCUUCCGGCCUCCUCCCCAACCCUAGCCGCCGCAAGCCUCAGGCGAUGGCGCAAAGCACCUCGACCGCCGGCGGACACGCUCUCCCCCGCCCCUAGUCUGCCGUGACCCACCCUUCCCCGCCCUGCUCGCCCUCUUUCGCCACCGUCGCCGACCAGGUCCGCCGCCAUCAGCGACGAGCUUCCCCGCCCCCGCCCACCCUGUUUCGCCACCAUCGCCGACCAGAUCCGUCGCCGCGAUUCGAGCACUGUCCGUCAGCGACGAGCUUCUCUGCCGUCAAUCGAGCUCCUCCGCCUCCCCGUGCACCUCUUCCCAAUUCUGGAAGUCAAGUUCAGAGCAUGUCUUCGAGCAUGACUGCCGAGUGGGAUGAAGAGAACACUAGGAUCGUGACCAACUUGAUGGUUACGCAAGUGCGGGCUGGAAAUAGGCCAAACAAAAUCUUGACCCCUAGUGCAUUCGAGGAAGUGGCAUUGCAAUUCAAAGUGAGAACCAGAUUGGACUACACGAGCAACCAAAUGAAAAACAAAUGGGACAAGCUGAAAGCAGAUUACGCUUUAUUCAAGAAGCUCAAGCUAAAGGAGACCGGAGGGGGAUGGGACUUUGUUCUCAACACUGUCAAACAAGAUAAGGAAUGGUGGAAGAAAGCAAAAAUUGACCUUAAAGGCUGCGGCAAGUUUCAAAAGCAUGGACUACACAAUGAAGAAAACUUGAGCAUUAUGUUUGAGGACAUCACUAGUGAUGUCACAGACCAUUGGAAUCCUUCUACAGGCAUACCUCCCUCCUCUAGUGCAGCAAUACCAGAUACCAUUGAUAUUGAAGCCAUCACAGAUGUUGAUUUGCUAGAAGAUCCCCAAGUGCCACCUUCUCCUGCUAUGCCACCUUCUCCUAGUAUGCCACCUUCUCCUUUCGUGCCAUCAACGAAAAAUAGGCUUUAAAAAACCAUUGAUGACAAGCACAAGAAACCUAGGACUGCACAAGUGAUGCAAGAUGAGAUUACACAGAUUAAAAUCAUUGCUAAGGAGUCCCAAGAAACCGUUCAAUCAUUCAUAAAGAAUGAUGAUGCCACUUCUGUUGCCAGUACCAUGAACGAAGUGCUUGCUCUUGGUAUUUUAGAGGGUAGUGAUGACCACUACAUAGCGACUGAGUUGUUCAUCAAAAGAGAGCAAAGAGAGAUGUUUCUACACAUGGGUGUUGCCGCACGAAAAGAUUGGCUUCGUAGGAAGUUUGCCAUGACGUAUGGGAAAUAGUUGGUUCCACUAGAUGGUUUCUCAUGUCUUUUGUUUAUGCACUAUUGAACCAUCUUAUGUAUGCACUAUCUGGAUGAUAUUUAUGUAAUGUUGAACCACCAUUUUCUAUUUGGAUGAAUUAUUGGUAAUUGCAUGUUC